UCUAAAUUCCAACAAAACAAACACUCAAGUAAACUGACACCAAACACUCAUCAAUGGCGUCUUGUAAUUGCAUGAUGAUCCUCUCUCGCUCUUACCUCACCGCUCUCUCUCCUGCUCAUUCUUUUUCGUCUUCUUCUCUGGUUUCCUUCAACCCUUUCUCUCGCAUUGAACCGCUCCAUUUCAGGCCCAGGAGAGGUCAUCCUGCAUCGAAGCCGCCAUUGUCGGUGUCUGCUUCCUGUUCUCUGGAAGCCCUUAUAUUCGACUGCGACGGCGUGAUAUUGGAGUCAAAGCACUUGCACCGCCAAGCUUACAACGACGCCUUUUCCCAUUUCAAUGUUCUUUGCUCUCCUUCCUCGGGCCCUCUCUACUGGGACUCCGAUUUCUACGAUGUGCUCCAGAAUCGAAUCGGCGGCGGCAAACCCAAGAUGCGAUGGUACUUUAAAGAGCACGGUUGGCCGUCUUCAACAAUUUUCAGUGAACCUCCUGAAAAUGAUGCAGACAGGGCCAAGUUAAUUGACACUCUUCAGGAUUGGAAAACGGAAAGGUACAAAGAAAUAAUAAAAUCUGGAACUGUGGAACCAAGGCCAGGAGUUUUGAGGUUGAUGGAUGAGGCGAAGGCUGCUGGGAAAAAACUAGCUGUUUGCUCGGCAGCAACCAAGAGUUCAGUUAUAUUAUGCCUUGAAAAUCUUAUAGGAAUGGACCGCUUUCAAAGUCUUGAUUGCUUCCUUGCAGGCGAUGAUGUGAAGGAAAAGAAGCCUGAUCCUUUGAUAUAUCUAACAGCUGCUGAGAAACUAGGUGUGUCGGGGAAGGAUUGUUUAGUGGUGGAGGACAGUGUUAUUGGGUUACAGGCAGCAACUCAGGCUGGAAUGUCGUGCGUGAUUACGUACACAUCUUCAACUGCUGACCAGGACUUCAAAGAUGCUAUAGCAAUCUAUCCGGAUCUAACUGACGUGAGAUUGAAAGACUUGGAGACGUUGCUUCAAAGCGCUGUUACUGCCUGAAUUCAUAGCAGGUGUUGUAAAGUUUGGUUGGCUAAUUGAAUGUUGAUUAAAUGUAAUAUAUUUUUAAACAAUUAAUUUAUAUUUUGAAAGAGGGGAAGAUAUGAGAGAGCAUAUCUAAAUUUAUUAAA
Molecule: messenger RNA, 1129 nt
Organism: Carica papaya (papaya)
Lineage: Eukaryota; Viridiplantae; Streptophyta; Magnoliopsida; Brassicales; Caricaceae
Product: Haloacid dehalogenase-like hydrolase (HAD) superfamily protein
Molecular function (GO): hydrolase activity
Source: RefSeq, a predicted model, not a curated record